UCUUCUUAGUACGAACAAACUUAAGCCAACAUAGAUAAGCCAAUAAACAAGUUUAACACUACAGCCAAAGAGGAAGGAGUCGAAUUACAAGAAUGACCUCGGUGGAAUGUGGUCUGAUCAUACGUGCACAAUAAACUACAUGUAGUGCUCUAUGUUUCGAUCAGGUUGAAGUUGUGUGCUUCUGUUUCUACGUACGCAUGCUGAAAGCUUAUCACGCUUAAUAGUAAUUGUUCCCGAGUAAAGUAAAGCCAACUGGAAUGAAUUGGGAAUUUACACAUGUCGACAUCGAUUCUCUCCAUGACCAGAUGUACGAGCACUGACACGCAUGUUUCCAGACCUUCGUAGUCGCUACACGUGUGCUACAUGGUGUAAAAACGUUUGUGUCGUAAACUUGUGCAUGCGUUUCAUAUGGUAUAUCAGGGAGAACAUUGAGAGACUGUGAGUUUGGAAUUGAAUCGGACAUGUUUCGCUUUCGAUAAUGAUCAAGCAUGACAAACUGAAUAAAACCUAAUGAACCUCGCACAUCGACGCAGUGGAUGGGACUGAUCUGAAUUUCAGACGAAUUCAGGAUUGAGAGCCUGCGGGACUGACAAGUCGUUCGCUCGAAUCACGGACUUCGCUUCAUUGAUAGACCUAAACUUUGAACUCUGUGCUCUGUGCCGAACAUGGCGUCCCAGUCUGAGUUUCCCUCAAGAAGACCCUUGUGGAGUACGUAUUGGUGUCAGACCCCUCGCCUGCCAUGCUUGCUGUUGUUCUUUGGGUUCUUGUUAGUUGGCGGACUCUUUUUACACGUAUAUGGACCUGUGGCAGUGAAUUUAGAGUGGAGUGCGGAUAGAACGUACCAGUAUACCAACUCACAUCUGUAUCCACGGGUGACACGGGCUCCAUGUAACGCAACGUGUAGAUGGCUCCGUGAACAACAAAGGAGGAAGCAACGCGUCUCAUCUACAUGCAACUCCUACAGAAACUCGUCAACUGCGGAUCUCAGUUACACUUUGACCUCCAAACUCUUGAAGACGAUGAAGCAUUUCUUGGUGCUCGACUCGCACAAGUUAAUCUACUGCUACAUCCCUAAAGUUGGUUGCACCAACUGGAAGCGAAUCUUUCUGGUUCUAAGCGGUGCCAUGGAUCACACCAACAUGACCACGCAGUAUGAGACGCACCUCAGUGCUCAGAAGAACAUCCGAACGCUGGCCGAGUAUUCCCUGGAGGAGGCUAAACAGCGUUUGGCCAAUUACACAAAAUUCAUGUUCGCGCGGCACCCGUUCGAGCGGCUCUUGUCGGGGUACCGGGACAAGUUCCUGAUGGACUACCCUUCAAGCACGAUCUUCAGAAAGAACUACGGGCCGAAGAUUUCGUCUUACGGGGACCCGAGACAGAGACGACCCACAUUGCGAUCCGAUGGAACGUUGAACGUGUCCUUCGCUCAGUUUGCACAGUACCUGGCGGACCCUGCCAACAAGUUCCGCGGUAACGAUCCCACGGAACAUUGGAACGAAAUGUACCGCAUGUGUCACCCAUGCGCGGUCACUUACGAUAUCUUAGGGAAUUUCUCCACUCUUCACGAGGAUGCAGACUUCUUCUUACACCUUCAAGGACUAGACGGCAAGGUGUCUUACCCGAAGUCCACCAAUCCAACCAACAGCUCCGACGAGCAGUACCUGGCCAAAUAUUUCGCGAAAUUACUGCCGGCUGAUAUCGAGGCUUUACUUGCUCGGUACUCCGUUGACUUUGAAUUAUUCGGCUAUACCGCUCCGUCUUCAGUACAAACAAUUCUUCAAGGACGAAGUAACCUUCCACGAUGGGCUGAUGUAGCUUAAGUGGACUUCCAUGAUCGGAUGAGAACAAUGCAACACGGCUUAAUCACUUGACGAUGUGGCCGGUAACAUAUGCAUCGUAAAAACUGUUGCUAUACAUGUAUUGACCUUUAUCAUGCUGCCACCAUUCCAGUCAUGUUCUCUGUAUCCAAUAACAGUACUGAAUGAUAAUGUUUUUUUUGUGCAAAAAGGAACCAGACUAUUUUCCCUUUCAGCCUCGCUUUGGUUACGUUGAUUUGAAUGGGGGAAAAAUCAAGAUGGCCGCAACAUGAUUAAUGGUCUUCAAGAGAAAUUUUGCCUGUUUUGGUAGCCUCCUUUCUCAAAAUGCUCACAAAAAGUCAUGUUUAGUCGUAGCUGUCGCAAGGCGAUCCCUAUAGCGCCGCCCUAUAGACUGACAUACAAUGGACAACUCAACACGUAAACCAAAAGACUAAAACUCAGAUUUUACUAUAGAAUAAUCUAACAUAAUUUAAUAGCAAAUAAUCAAAAAUAAGAAAAUACAACAAAUGAAGAAUUUAAUACAAUAAAUAAAACAAGCCGGCGCUAGAAUGGAUGCUGACUGCGUGGCUUGAACCGGCCCCUCAAUUGGUUGAACCCUGGGUUGAGUUGAAGAGUAAUCCGCAUGAAAAGACCCUCAUGAAUGAUGACCCCGAAUAUGACUGUGGAGCUGAACACCACACCCCGUAUAACUGGAUACAGGAACCCCCUGAAAGUAUGAAUUAACAUUCGAUUGUUUUAACAAAAACUCGACCCUAUUAUUUUGUCAAUUCAGUUCCUGACACAAACAUUAAAAACCUCAGCUUACAAAUUGGUUUUCCUGAGAGAAACACAUUCAAAAUUUUACUUGAUUAUCACUUUGUCUCACUCAGUUUGAUCAUGGAAAACUUUAUCUUCUUUACUUUGUUUAUUUUGUUAUUUUUAUUUGUCUUUUUUGGUCGAAUCGGCACCGCAAUGAAUACACAGGAAAUAGAUCACGUGCGCGGUGCGCCCUCACUGAGGCUAGGCUUUGUCAUAUUCACUGACAAUGAAAGUACAUGUACAAAGGGUUUACUCGUUUGUAAAGAGGAUCAAAGACCUGCCCUCUGAUGAUGCGCCCAAUGCAAGGGUGUUUGCAAAACAAUUCCUUACAUGAUUAAUUUCGCACUCUGCCUUAAGGUGGUUCUUAUUUCUACCAAAGAAAGAUUUGACAUCACUAAAGUCUCGUCACACUUCAUGUUCGACGUGACAUCGGAAUCCCUCUUUGAGGACAAGUGACAACUCGGAUUAUCACGUGACCGUAUUCGGGAGGGGGUUGCAAACACUCUGGGAACGACAUCGUCAGAGUGGCCAAGUCCGUAUUUUGUAUGUUACGCGGCUCUGUUAUGCAGCUGCUGCACAGCCUAUGCACAAAUGCUAGUCCAUUUUGGGGGGGGGGGGGGGCAACACACGUUUUAAAGGUUAUGUACACACACUUCCGGUUUUGAUGGUCCCUGAGGGCCAGCCUAGCGGCCUCUUUCUACCUGAAAUCUAUCGGGCUCCAAUCAACUGUAUGCAGCAAUCAACUUACUGACGUUUUAUGUCCCGCAGUCGUGAAUUUCCAUGUAUCAUUGGCAGGCCGAUACUCGUAGAUCGAGACAUUUUAAUGACUCUUACGUUCUGUACCCUUGGCAGGAUAUGGUUUACUUUUAUUUAUUGUGAUGAGGUUUUAAUGUGUUGGACUGUUGAUGUACAGGGAGUUUGGAUGAUAACAUAAUUUUAAGACAUUUGCGAAUUGAAUUGUGUUAUUUGCUUUCAUUAAAAGGCUACUUGAUUGUCAAUAUA
Molecule: messenger RNA, 3617 nt
Organism: Patiria miniata (bat star)
Lineage: Eukaryota; Metazoa; Echinodermata; Asteroidea; Valvatida; Asterinidae
Product: carbohydrate sulfotransferase 11-like
Exons: 3
Coding region: 666-1820 (384 amino acids)
Biological process (GO): carbohydrate biosynthetic process
Cellular component (GO): membrane
Molecular function (GO): sulfotransferase activity
Source: RefSeq, a predicted model, not a curated record